Eurytemora carolleeae is the source of this 1974-nucleotide messenger RNA. Its product is annotated as monocarboxylate transporter 10. Gene Ontology annotation, molecular function: monocarboxylic acid transmembrane transporter activity. NCBI's taxonomy places the organism in Eukaryota, Metazoa, Arthropoda, Copepoda, Calanoida, Temoridae. Gene Ontology annotation, biological process: transmembrane transport; monocarboxylic acid transport. The record is from RefSeq and is a predicted model, not a curated record.
AGCCUUGGCCUGCCUUUGUGUUAUCUGUAUGUUGAUUGGCCUGGCUUUGGUUCCAAAAGUACGCGGUCAACACAAUGGUGAACAGAAGAUGUUCAACAUUAAUAUUUUGAGAAAAUCAAGUUUUCUCUUAGUUCUCAUAGGCAAUGUUCCAACUGUGAUGGCAGUCUAUGCUCUUUACUCAUACCUUCCAAUGCUUGCUGAAAGUACAGGAUUGGCAAAACUGGAAUCCUCCUAUUUGAUAUCAGCUGUAGGGAUUACAAAUACACUUGGAAGAAUACUGGCUGGUUGGAUUGCUGAUCUCCCGCAUAUAAGUGCGCUAAGGAUGACUACGCUAGCAUCAAUUAUAGCCGGCAUUCUUCCAUCUAUUUUUCUGUUGUGCUCAUCUCACGCAACCUUCCUUAUCCUCUCCAGUCUGUUUGGAUUAAUAAUAAGUGUAAUUCCUUCUGUAACCUCAGCUUUGAUUGUCGAAAUCUUAGGAAAACAAGAUCUUAGCUCAGGAUUCGGUAUGCUAACCUUUGUCCGUGGAAUAGCGGCCUUGGCAGGCCCCCCAAUAUCUGGUUUGAUACAUGAUACAACAAACUCCUAUUCAGCUUCCUUUUAUCUAGCUUCAGUCGAGCUGAUUGCUUCUGGUCUUAUACAUGGUUGUGUUGUUCUCCUACUUCAUAAAAGACGACAUCAGUAUCAAGCUAUUUAAAACAUAUUUUCAAAUCACAAUGCAGAGUGCCCUAGUUACACGAAUUGAAGAUCGUCUUGAUCUUUGAAAUAAUUUGCAGCAUUUAGUCGUCAAUCUAGUUAUUUAUUUUUUUUCUUUAAAAUUUGUGCCCUGUCUUUUAUUUGCUUUAAAAAUUACUGAAGAUAUAAAGAAAUUUGGAUUUAGUUUUAUACAUAAUACGAUCCAAAAACAGUCUCUCAAAUGUCAUAUUUAUUAAGACACCCUGUAGCUGUAAGGAUGCUCACGGCCACAGAGGAUAAAUCUUAAAAAUCGUUUUUUUCUGCGCUGUAAAGUAAUUUUAAGUAACUGUCUAGUCAUAGAUUUGCAUUUAGGCCUUUGUCCAAUCAUGAAAAAAUGAGAUAUCCUGAUCCUUUAUUUUUUCAAUCGUGGUUUUUCUAUAUACUCUAUAAUCUGUUACUUAGAUUAAGGUGUAAACGAAAGUUUACCUAAUUUUACAAAUCUUUUUACAUCGUCAGUGUGAUUUUAACCCAUCCAAAGAUCGCAAUAUACGAUUAACAACGGUACCCGUAUUUAUUGCCUUAACAAGUAUGAAUUGGAUGUUUUUAAGUUUGAAAACGGACAAUAUUCAAUUGUGAUUUCUCUAUAAAAGUGACUUGCAAAUUUCUACCGCAGAAAAACAUAUAGGUAUUAACAGAAUUAUACUCUUUUACUACUAGGAAAUUGACAAUAUCUUCCACAUUACUGAUCGGAUACAGGUUUCAAUGUUACCUUUGUGACUUGGGCAUAGUCAUCUUUGCAUUGAGGGCCACUUGAAAUAACCCUAACAGAUCAUUUACAUUUAAAGCUUGUGAUUUGUGAAACCAUCCUUUUACUUGAUAUUCAUUUUUUCUAUAAUCAAUUGUAUACACUUUUUGUAACUCGGAAUUAACUCAUGAAAGGGUUACUAAUCCCCUGACCUCUUAAAGAAAAAAACUUCAUAAUAUAUGCGUCAGAAAAUUGCUGAAUGCAAUCGAAAAAAAUCUACAAGCAAAAUAAAUUACUCAGUUUUUAUUAAAGCUUCCUUAAAAUUUUACAAAUAUUAUAAAUUUAAUUACUACAAAAAAAAUCCUAUAUUAAGUAUAAUAUAGGUGGUAUAAUUUCUUUAAAUCAAAAUUUAAGAAAAUAGAUAUUUUGUCUGAUAUUUUAUAAUAACAUUUUAAUUUUUCGUUUCAACAUUUUAUUUUAAUAAAUUUAUUGUAAAAACAUAUUUUCUGAAUCCAUUUAUGUGACAAUCAUUCAGAAAUACAUAUAUUUUUUCACAA